This is a messenger RNA of Microthlaspi erraticum, 1668 nucleotides long. Lineage: Eukaryota; Viridiplantae; Streptophyta; Magnoliopsida; Brassicales; Brassicaceae. The record is from the annotation of a GenBank genome assembly.
AUGCAGUGCAAUAAAAGUAAACAAAGCAGUGAAGUGUCAGCUCGACCAAGAGCUCGAGUCGAGCUAGAGCAAAGUACCAGCUCGAUCGAGUUUAGGGACGAGUUGAGACAAACAAAGCUAAAGCUCGAUCGAGUUGAAGCUUGGCCGGUCGAGUUGAGGAACUCGACCGGUUGGUCGAGUGGACGGUCGAGCUGGUCUUCAAGAUGGCUUCUCCCUUCUUCCUUUGCGUGUCCAGUUGAGCUGCUUCCAUGCGCCAAGUCCCUCCAUGCUCCUCAUGUCCCAUAUGCUCCAGAAUGCUCCAAAAGACCUAUUUCAAAGGACCAAACAUGCAUAUUACAUCACCUAUGCAUCCAUAGGAUUCAUCUAGAGGAUGAAAGUAAGUCAAGCAUUGAACCUCAGAGAAGGUUGAACCCCAAUCUAAAGGAAGUAGUGAAGAAAGAGAUACUCAAGUUGCUUGAUGCUGGGAUAAUGUAUCCCAUCAGUGAUAGCACUUGGAUAUCUCCAGUUCACUGUGUCCCACAGAAAGGGGGGAUCACUGUCAUUAAAAACGACAAAGAGGAGCUGAUUCCCACUAGAACAAUAGUGGGGCAUCGCAUGUGUAUUGACUAUAGGAAGCUAAAUUCAGCAUCUAGAAAGGAUCAUUUCCCUCUCCCUUUCAUUGAUCAGAUGUUAGAAAGAUUGGCAAACCACCCUUUUUAUUGUUUUCUUGAUGGCUACAGUGGUUUCUUCCAAAUCCCGAUCCACCCUAAUGAUCAGGAGAAGACCACUUUCACAUGCCCUUAUGGCACCUUUGCUUAUCGAAGGAUGCCAUUUGGGCUGUGCAAUGCUCCAGCUACUUUCCAGAGGUGCAUGACCUCCAUUUUUUCAGAUCUGAUAGAGGAGAUGGUAGAAGUCUUCAUGGACGAUUUCUCAGUCUAUGGAGCAUCCUUCUCCUCAUGUUUGUCUAACUUGUGCAGGGUGUUGCAGAGGUGUGAGGAGACCAAUCUAGUACUCAACUGGGAGAAGUGCCACUUCAUGGUUCGAGAAGGGAUUGUGCUUGGACACAAGAUUUCCGAGAAAGGGAUCGAGCUCGAUCGAGCUAAGGUGGAUGUCAUGUUGCAGCUCCCUGUUCCCAAGACUGUGAAGGACAUAAGGAGUUUUCUGGGUCACGCAGGGUUCUACAGAAGAUUCAUCAAGGACUUCUCAAAGAUAGCAAGACCCUUGACAAGGCUUCUAUGCAAGGAGACAGAUUUUGAGUUUGAUGAAGAAUGCCACAAGUCUUGGACCUUGCUGAAGGAUGCUCUGGUAUCUGCGCCAAUAGUUCAAGCUCCAAACUGGGAUCACCCAUUUGAGAUUAUGUGUGAUGCAUCUGACUAUGCAGUAGGAGCAGUGCUUGGCCAAAAGAUAGACAAGAAACUCAAUGUCAUCUACUAUGCAAGCAAGACUAUGGAUGAUGCUCAAUGCAAGUAUGCAACCACAGAGAAGGAGCUCCUUGCCAUAGUCUUUGCCUUUGAGAAGUUUCGAAGCUAUAUAGUUGGAUCCAAGGUGAUUGUGCACACUGACCAUGCUGCCCUUAGGCACAUCUUUGCUAAGAAAGAUACAAAGCCAAGACUUCUCAGAUGGAUCCUUUUGCUUCAAGAGUUUGAUAGAAGUUGUGGACAAAAAGGGAGUAGAAAAUGGAGUUGCUGA